AUGUGUGGUUGCAUAUUUGAAGGUCUUUUCCGGUUUAUACAUUUUUCAGGGUGAAACAUCAGAGAAUAAAAGUAAAAAGGGGCAAACAAAAAGAAUAAACUUUAACAAACUUUUUUUGUAAAUUUAUAUUUUUUAAGAUUUAUGGGAGAGAGGUCAAAGCAAGAGCCUACAUUAGAGGUAAGAGGGGUUAAACAGAGAUUGACAGAAAUUAUGUGUUGUCUAAGGGCAUGGGAUCACGGCUAUGGGGGAAGGGGCUGGCAGCCUUAUGUCACUUCUGAUAACAGACAGGCUCAGACACUUGCAGGUGUUACAGAAAAAGACAGGACACGCUCACGUCACUGUUAAAGAACGCAGACUGAACGAAGACAGUGCACCAACACAAAGCAGCUGAAGCACAAUGAAGGCAUGAUCCACCAUGCCUGGGCUUGGCAGAGAGAGCAAUCUGCAUACAUGCAGCAUACAGGAAUAUCCCAGAAAGAGUGUAUCUGGACCACUGUCAUGGCUGGUGUUGCUGGUGGCAGGAGACUAUAAAUACCAUCCCGAAUGCUUUGUGUGUUUAAGCUGCAGGGUGGUGAUUGAGGAUCAGGAUACCUAUGCCUUAGUGGAACGUACCAAACUCUACUGUGGUAAAUGCUACAAGCAGGAGGUCCUGACGCCAAUGCUGGAGAAGCGUGGUUUGGCUGACUCUCCAACAGACCUGCUCCCUCACACAGUGACUCUGGUGUCCAUGCCUGCUGCCACCAAUGGUAAAAGGGGUUUCUCUGUCACUGUGAUUAGAGACUGCACCGGUGCCACAGCCAGUGUUCAGGUCAAAGAGGUCAGAGGGAUGCAUAUUAGUCCAGAGGUUCGGAACGCCAUCCAUGUUGGGGACCGAAUCCUGGAGAUCAAUGGACUCCCGGUGUCAGCUCUGAUGGAGGAGGAGGUGGAGGACCUGAUCCAUCGGACCAGUCAGACACUGCAGCUGUUGAUGGAAUAUGAUCCAGUCAGACAGCGUCUGGACCGACUCCGCCUGGGCUCCCGCAAUCAACUGGGUGUCCCCGCGGCUUCUCGUAUGCGUUUGUCCUCAUCAGCGGAUGCUGAGAUCGAACGAAGUGACUCAGUGGGCAAUGGGACGUUAAAAAGGAGGUCCCUCAGACGUAGCAAUAGCACCUGCAAGUCUCCAGUCUCUUCAUCUCCUAAGGACCCUCCGAUUCUAACUCGAGAUAUCGGGCGCUCUGAAUCCCUACGUUCUACUUCCAGCUGCUCCCACCGUAUCUUCCGUCCCUGUGACCUCAUCCAUGGAGAAAUCCUAGGAAAAGGCUUCUUUGGACAGGCCAUCAAGGUGACCCAUAAAGCCACAGGUGAGGUGAUGGUCAUGAAGGAGCUGAUCCGCUGUGAUGAAGAGACACAGAAAACAUUCCUUAAGGAGGUAAAAGUGAUGAGAAAUCUUGAUCACCCACAUGUUUUGAAGUUCAUUGGGGUUUUGUACAAGGACAAGAGGCUUAAUCUGAUAACCGAGUUCAUUGAGGGAGGCACUCUAAAGGAUUUUAUCCGAGACACGGACUCAUUCCCAUGGGAACAGAGAGUUAGUUUUGCAAAAAGCAUUGCAUCUGGAAUGGUGAGUGGUCUUCUGGGUCUUCACACAUAUAGCUUUGCAAAACAGUAAAAGCUAUUGUUGUACAAUUUUUUAGGUACUUUUGGGUCAGUUAUAUAUAUACAUACUUUGAAGGAAAUGGUGAGAUAAAACAGGACAAUUUAAAGGUUAAGUAAUUUUUUGGGAUGUUAAAAACAUUUGAUCAUUCCAUCUUAAUAUUCAGAGGCUAAAAGUAAGACUUCCGAAGGUUGGUUUGCCUGUGAAGUGUAAACACUUUGGGUCUGGUACUAUCAGCAUGUUGUUGUUGUUUUAGUGCCUCAAUCAGUCUGAUGCAACAACAUUGGCUCAACCACUGGCAUGAGUUUG
Sinocyclocheilus grahami is the source of this 1939-nucleotide messenger RNA. RefSeq names its product LIM domain kinase 2-like. Bases 416 to 1645 code for a protein of 409 amino acids. Gene Ontology annotation, biological process: protein phosphorylation; actin cytoskeleton organization. The record is from RefSeq and is a predicted model, not a curated record. The transcript has 9 exons. Gene Ontology annotation, cellular component: nucleus; cytoplasm. NCBI's taxonomy places the organism in Eukaryota, Metazoa, Chordata, Actinopteri, Cypriniformes, Cyprinidae. Gene Ontology annotation, molecular function: ATP binding; protein binding; protein serine/threonine kinase activity.